GUCAUUUGGCCGCCUACAGUCUGGCUUGAAGAAACGUCAAAAUUCUAAUAAACUAAUUCGCAUAUCGACUAGGUUAAAUUCGUAUAUACGGUUUGAAAGUGUCGAAAUUGUACGAUAAAGAGACUUUGCGGCCAAAUUUUGCAGCGAAAAAGUUCGUGUUUUUUUAGCAAACAAAAUAUGGUGUUUUAAUUUCGUGCAAAUAAUUAUCUACAAGUAGCAAUUAGCGAAGAACAAUAAGAUAAAAUAUUCUAUGAGACAUUAAGACGUUUGUCAAGCCAAAAAUACCUACUAUAAUACCAUAUUGUAUAUAUAAAGUAAAUAACGGUUCAUGAGAAAAGCUAUAUAUAGCGUAAUAAGAUUUAACAGAAUUAAGUGAAUUGUCACAGUGUACCUGAUAGCAAUAUGGAUAAAUUGUAUCUGCAUUUGAUAACAUUUUUGUGUUGCUUCGCGCUGUGUGUCAGCUUGCCAACACGCCCAUCAGUGGAACCAAAAGGACGACAAUUUCCUCACGAUUUCAUUUGGGGCAUCGGUACGUCAGCAUAUCAAAUUGAGGGUGGUUGGAAUGCAUCUGGGAAAGGAGAAUCAAUCUGGGAUCAUCUAACACACAAUUACCCGGAAAAAAUUAUUGAUCAGUCAAAUGGGGAUGUUUCAUCUGAUAGUUAUCAUCAGUGGCGUCGCGAUGUACAAAUGGUACGUGACUUAAACGUACAUGUGUACCGAUUUUCGAUCUCAUGGUCCCGCAUCAUGCCGGGCGGCUAUAUGAAUAAUGUCAGCAGUGAAGGUAUACGCUAUUACAGUGAUCUAAUUAACGAGCUUCUGCACUAUAACAUCACACCAAUGGUCACAAUCUAUCACUGGGAUCUGCCACAACGUUUACAAGAA
Molecule: messenger RNA, 882 nt
Organism: Bactrocera latifrons
Lineage: Eukaryota; Metazoa; Arthropoda; Insecta; Diptera; Tephritidae
Product: myrosinase 1-like
Exons: 3
Biological process (GO): carbohydrate metabolic process
Molecular function (GO): beta-glucosidase activity
Source: RefSeq, a predicted model, not a curated record